AUGAUUUCCAGUUUCGUUGCUACCGCGACUUCACUCUUCCUGCUGCUCUCGCCUGUCGCUUCACUGUGUUCAUCGGAACAAGGUGUUGCGGCGACCCUGCUAUCCAGGCCGGCGCUGAGAGCUAACAAUACUCUAGAUGUGCAGUUCCCCUCUGUCGGCUUCCCAUCGGGCCAUGUGCCAGUGGCAACUCUACCGAUGACAAGAGCACUCAAAGAACAAGGGAAUGUCAUGUGUGCGCCUACAGUUGUAGAGGCUCACGGUGUGUGUAAAAGGCUCAGACCUGUGCAGAAACCCUACCCUUGUAAAAAACAGGUCGUCGACAAGAUAUGUGAGGCAGUGCCAACAACCAUACAGAAAAUGUGCACGAAAACGGUCCACGAAAAGAAACCUUUCAGGUGCGAAAGAAUCGAAUACAAGAGCGAAUGCAUGCAAACCGUAGAGAAGGUUCGGGAUAAGUGUGUCCAGACUGUAAUCAAAUCAGAGACGUACCCGUGUCCCAAGGUCGACUACGCGACACAGUGCUCGUCCCGCCCAGUGUUGGUGCCAUCUGUUUGUAAACGUGAGGUGCAAAAGGAAUUCCAGUACCCAUGUGAAAAGAUCGUGUCGGAAGAGCAGUGCUCGGACACAGAGGUGCGCGUGGACCAGAUAUGCGAGGAGGAAGUCAUCGUGCAAGAAAAGUAUGAUUGCAGCAAAACAGUUUACGUCAAGAAAUGCGAGCCGGCCGCUUCUCCGCGAUUGACUUCUUUGUCAGAAGAAAUGCCUUCGGAUGCUAGUGAAAGAUCGAAUGAUGGAGAGGAGGGAAGACGGCGCCUGCGGCUUAAGAACGUUGACAAGGGUGACACUCUUGUUUUGCCAAUGCCAGCAACGGAAGCCCAUUUAUCUUUCGAGAUAUGCACAGACGUCCCACAUGUUAAGCGAAAGACAUGCACGCGCGACGUGGUCAAGAAGAACAGGACGCCUUGUGCGAUGACAAAAAAGGUUCCCAAGUGUAGCAUAGAAGUGAAGACGAUUCAACAAACAUGUACAACAAUGAAAAAGGUCGUAGAACCGUAUGCAUGUACCAAGACGGAAAUUAAAGAGGAGUGCUCUACGGUUAAGAAGGACAUUGAGGACACCUGCAGCCGCGAUGUGCCAGUGGAGGAGAAGGGGCCGUGUGAAAUUGACAUAUUCAAGAACGAGUGUGUCCCCGUUCAAGUUCGCAUCCCUGAUGUCUGUUUCGAGGCAAGACCGAAAACAGAAGUUUACGACUGUUCUGAAAAAGUAGUCAAGUCUGUAUGCCGCGAAGAGCUGAAAGAAGUUAAUGAGCAGUGCAUGCAGACAGAGUAUACAGAAGUGGAAUACGAGUGUACUCAUAAAGAACACGUGGACAAGUGCUUGCCUGUUGACGUUCCUGCAAAAAGUCAGAAAUUUUCAGCUUAUUCGCCCCCUAAGAAGGAAGAACUAUAUAUGAGUGUCCGGCCAAGCCCGGCAGAAAGCGUCAUAAAGGAUUCAACUCUUCGACGAAAAAAGAUGCUACUCAAAGAGAAACUGCACACACUUGGCGACCCUGACCUCACGGACGACGGGAAAGGGCAAGGCGAGACGAAUGCUGACGAAGAACUGCCUUCUGCGCUGGAAAGCGGAGAAGCAGGGUAA
Messenger RNA from Neospora caninum, 1635 nucleotides. RefSeq lists its product as hypothetical. The record is from RefSeq and is a predicted model, not a curated record. The transcript has 2 exons. The coding region runs from base 1 to 1635 and encodes 544 amino acids. Lineage: Eukaryota; Apicomplexa; Conoidasida; Eucoccidiorida; Sarcocystidae.